AUGAGAUUUUCACCAAAACGCAAAACCCCACCAAUUGACUCAGCUUCGAUAGAAUCUAGCUUGCGUCUCAACGGAUCGGAUCCUUCAAUUAGACUUGUCACAGAAGAAAAUGACGGGCUGUCAGCUGAUGACAGGCCAAGUUACGAGGGUACAGCCCCCAGGAACAACGAAAUUUCGUCCAAUAAGGCGGACGGUUUUAAGAGCUUGGGUCGCCCCGCGUCUUUUAUAACAACGACAUCGUCAAAUUCAGAAAAUAACUAUUUGACACCUGAACAGCCUUCUUCACCGCAAGCAGCUAACAACAAGACAAGCUACCGCAACAUAUCCCAAAGCUCUUUACCGAGACAAUCAGCGGAAGUCACAGGCGUUGGAGAAAUAGCACAGCAACCACCAUACACAUAUACACAUUCAUUCGAACAGAAAUCCAUGUCAGCUAAUCUAACUUCAUCUUCGGAACUUUUCGAUAAAGGAAUUCAAGAGAAAGGCUUGCCAGAAGUGCAGCCCGAUAGAUCAUCCAAGGCUCCUUUGGGAGGUGCGCGCAAACAGCGCAAAUGGUUAAUAGCAGGCGCGAGUACUUUAGCCGCGGUUGUUGUAAUCGUGUUGGUCAUAGCGUUACCAGUUACGCUCACCCGCAACAACGAUUCAUCGUCAUCCUCGUCUUCAUCCGAAAACAAAGAUGGACAGCCCAAAACCAAUGCUUCCGGUAACCUCGUUCAGACGUCAGGUGGUGACGGAAGUGAAGUGACGCUUGAAAAUGGUGAUACCUUUAUUUACAAUAACACAUUCGGUGGCAAUUGGACGAGCAUCCCCUUCAACAACACAGCAAGAGCUCAAUCUUACACGAAACCGCUCAGUGAGACAUGGGAUUACAACAAUGACAGGAUCCUCGGUGUGAAUCUUGGUGGAUGGCUUGUGCUUGAGCCUUUCAUCGUCCCUGCACUUUACGAAGCUUGUGAAGACGCUGACACACCAUGCGUUGACGAGUACACCCUAUCCAACUACUAUAGAUCGCAAAACAAGUUGGAAGAAGUGUUAGACGAACACUACGACACAUUUAUCACAGAAAAGGACUUUGCUGAUAUAGCCGCAGCUGGUCUAAACUGGGUCAGACUUCCAAUCCCAUUCUGGAUGAUUGAGACACAAGACGACGAGCCAUUCUACGAAGGCGGUUGUUUCAAGUACUUCCAAAAAGCCGUCAAAUGGGCUCGCAAAUACGGUCUGCGUCUUAACCUCGAUCUUCACGCUGUACCGGGUAGCCAGAACGGCUACAACCACAGCGGUCACUUGGGUAAUAUUCACUGGAUGGCUUCGUACAUGGGUCUCGUGAAUGCGCAGCGCACGCUCAACUACAUUCGCACGAUCACUGAACUGAUCACCGAGGAUGAAUACAAGGAUGUAGUGGCGAUGUUUUCGGUCAUCAACGAGCCAUUUGGUCCUACUAUCGGACGCGACGUUGUUGCGUCCUUUUACUUUGAAGCAUACAACGUAAUCAGAGAAAUCACAGGCACAGGCGAGGGUAAAGGUCCAUGGCUUGCUUUCCAUGAUGCAAUGGUCGGCGGUGCACAAUGGUCUGAUUUCUUGAGAGGUGCUGAUCGUGUCGCGCUCGACAUCCACCCUUACGUAGCCUUCAAUGGCCAGAACAAUGAUCCUAUGUCUGAGCAGGUGCGUAUCUGUUUACUGACAAGUUUCAAUGCUCAUUCACCCUUCAGCUACGGUGUCACUAUUGCAGGCGAAUUCUCGCUCGCUAUCAAUGACUGCGGUACCGUGAAUGGCGUCGAUGAAGGCACGCGCUACGAGGGAACGUACACCAACGAUCAAGGCAACGUCCUUCAACCCAACUUCGGUGAAGGAGCCUGUGAUGAGUUUAACAAUUGGCAGGGUUGGGAUGACCAGUUCAAGUCUCAAAUCAAAACAUUUGGUUUGUCGUCGAUGGACGCUCUCCAGAAUUUCUUCUUCUGGACGUGGAGAAUCGGCAAAAGUAGCAAAACAAACGACUUCGUCAAUCCUUUCUGGUCUUAUCAGCUCGGUUUGCAGCAAGACUACAUGACCACCGACCCACACAGUGAACCAUGGGGCACGUGCGAAAAGUUGAGCCAAGAGGACCAAGGACGCAAUUGGAAUUCCAACCCUGUACAAGACUACCCAGAAUGGAUGUUGGGUGGUGAAGGUGCUGGAGAAUUAUUUGGUGACACGUCAGCUUAUAACACUUUCCCUCCUCAAUCCUUCUUCAAUGUUGAUGACGUUGAUAGCUUGCCACAAUACACACAGACGGGCGACCGCAUCGUGCUCGAACCUAGUCCUGUCGAGUACAUGAAUGAAGAUGGCGAGCUGGAGAGCGUUGAUAAUGCCAAUGGGUGGUAUGACGAUAGCGACGACACACCGUUCUACUCUGCUAUUGAAGGCUGCGAUAGAUACAGAUCGCCUUACUAUGAAGGUGAUAUCAUUGGCGGUAACUGCUAA
Molecule: messenger RNA, 2460 nt
Organism: Wallemia ichthyophaga EXF-994
Lineage: Eukaryota; Fungi; Basidiomycota; Wallemiomycetes; Wallemiales; Wallemiaceae
Product: putative glucan 1,3-beta-glucosidase D
Exons: 3
Coding region: 1-2460 (819 amino acids)
Biological process (GO): glucan catabolic process
Cellular component (GO): cell surface; extracellular region
Molecular function (GO): beta-glucosidase activity
Source: RefSeq, a predicted model, not a curated record